UUCAAAAAUGGAUUUGAGACAACAGUUUCAAUAUUGCUCUUUUUGCAAAAUAAGCCACAAACAGAAGAAGAAACAUGUAUAUUCCAAGAAGCACCAAUCAAUAAUUAUGAGAAUUCUUCAAAAGUUUUCUGGAAAGGUGAAAUUUGCUAAAACUACAUUAGACAGUCCCGAUAUACAAGACUCUGGUUAUGAGGUUGGUGCAAAGUUUUGGUGUUAUUUCUGUGUGGAUGAAUUUGACAAACAUCUACAGCUAGAUGUGUUUAUGGUGAAAUUUGGAGGAUUGUUGGAACACAUUGCGCUAGAUACCCACAGAACAUCUGUUUACAUGUUUCUACGACAACAUAGAUUAGAUGAAGAGAAGCAACAAGCUGUACAGUUUUUACUGUCACAAGAUGCUCUAAUAAAAUUUAAAGAAACUACAGUUUUGAAGUUAAGAAAGUAUGAAGAAAGAAAAAGACAAACUCUUAAAAUGGAAUCUAAACACAUAGAAGAGGAAGAUAACAGAAGGAGAAUGAUGUGCCAUGAAUUCAUGUCUGAGCCACAGUUAGACAGAAACAAUAAAACAAGCUCUAGAAGUAAUGAACCCAGAAGUGUUCCAAAUGUCCAGAGGAAGGCAACUUUGUCAGCACAUGGUGAUGGACUGACUUUUAUUGGAACUUCAAAUUUAGGGGAAGCUGAAGACAAUGUUCAUACAGAUGCUCUACCACCAUGGCUUCAAGGAGAGGGAGACACACAUAACAGAAGUGAAAUUGGUCCUACCAUAGAGGAUUAUAAUAAACAUUUAGAAAAAGAGAAAACCAGAAAAUUACCAGCAGGUAGAGUAGGUGCCAAGUUUGACCGAUCUGGUUCUUUAUCAUCACAGUGGUUACCAUCAUUUGGGAGAGUAUGGAAUACAGGGAGGAGACAACAAUCUGAGAUAUUCUUCAGGAAAGAAUUAGGCAUGUCAAACACCACAACUGAUAUACACAACAAGUACGAUGUCAGUGACGAGAAGACUGUUAAUAACACUGAAUUAUCAGUUAACAUUAGACCAUAUGUAAAGAAGAAACGAGUUUGUGAAACAGUCACAAGCAAUGAAACAGAGAGACAAUCAAGUUCUGAAUUACAACAUCUUCACCAUUCUUAUCAAAAUACAAGCAAUGAAAUGGAGAGACAGUCGAGUUAUGAUCUACAAAAUCAUCACUAUUCUUAUCAGGCUACAGGGACACAUAUCCAACCAUACGUGAGAUCCAAUGGAACUAUGAACAAUUUACCUUAUAAUAAUUAUAAUAUGCCAAACAUACAGAACAUUCAAAAUUCAGGACAGGUUUAUAAUACUUUAGGUCAAGGUGUACCUUUGUAUGGAGUAAAUAAUGAACAUGAAUUUUACAACUUGAUAGAACAGAAUAGAACUGAUAUACCAAUUAACUACGAAACAACAACUAAUGGUAGACAGCCUUCAAGUACUGCAUCAAUGCCAUAUACUCAGUGAAAAAUAUGUCGUCAUAUUAUAAACAUUGUAUACUUAAUUAUGCUGUAUUUGUUAACAGAAUUGAAAUCACAGGAAAUAAAACAUCUAUUUCACUUCA
This is a messenger RNA of Mytilus californianus (California mussel), 1568 nucleotides long. RefSeq names its product centrosomal AT-AC splicing factor-like. The coding region runs from base 8 to 1471 and encodes 487 amino acids. The transcript is spliced from 9 exons. The record is from RefSeq and is a predicted model, not a curated record. NCBI's taxonomy places the organism in Eukaryota, Metazoa, Mollusca, Bivalvia, Mytilida, Mytilidae.